Messenger RNA from Colletotrichum destructivum, 1404 nucleotides. RefSeq lists its product as uncharacterized. Lineage: Eukaryota; Fungi; Ascomycota; Sordariomycetes; Glomerellales; Glomerellaceae. The transcript has 3 exons. The record is from RefSeq and is a predicted model, not a curated record. Bases 504 to 1310 code for a protein of 268 amino acids.
CACUCCGUCGGAGAGCCUUAAGACAGGUCUGACUUGAAACCCCCAUGCGAUCUAAUUGUGGUCAGAUUCAAGCCUUCCGGUUGUGUUUUUAUACAUUUCCUUUUGGUCGACUCUUGCUUCGCAGCUGACAUGUGAAGCGAACAGCCUCUCGUCGUGGGUGUGGCGAGGGGGUAUCAUGAGAAAGGCAACCAGCCCAGCGCAUCAUCGUCGGGCGCGGGCUGAAAGAAGACGACCCUUGGCAGCCUGCGUGGCGUAGUCACCGGCGCCAAUAGAUCCCUCUCACUCUCGCAGUGGUGGUCUCCCUCAUCUACGGGUACACCAUCCGGCGUGUAGGAUAAAAAGACUCGCACAAAGCCCACGUCUGCCAUGACAGUCUGCGACGUGGUAUUGUACCCUCUCGUGGAAACGUGAAGAUUUGAGCUCCCCGAAGUCUGAUUCAUCUUGUCGCUAGCCCCUUGAAAGAAAGGGCUUGUCCACAUCUGCCCCCCCUCCGACCUUACGAGAUGGCCGUCGCGGAGGAGAUGCCGGCUGCAGUCCUCGUGACGGGAGAUGAGACUGCCAACCCCGACGACAGACUCGGGAUCGUAGCGGAGCAGGCCGACAUCACGCGCCCGACCGGAGCCCAACCAUGCAGCACAAAGACCGGAGACGUGGUGCUCCGCGUCGAAGAAGACGGGGACGAUGUAGCGUCGAAGCCGCAGCGUGACGACGACGCCCCCGACGACGACGACGAUCCCCCGCGAGGACGGUCCACCGCCGGGUCCAGGACGAACUGGCUGCUUCUCCUCGCCAGCUUCUUAACUUCGUACUCCAUGUACACCUUCCAAGAGGGCAUCCCUGAAGAAGACAUGAUCCCCCUAGACCACCUCCUCAAGCGCGCCAUAGGCCCCCUCUGGGACCCCUCCCCGGCCGUCCUCGCCCUCGUCGUCGUCGUCCUCGCCGCGAGCACGUCCGCCGUCGUCUACAGGCAGGGCAUGUCGUGGGUGACGACGAUGGGGCUCGGCAGCGCCUUCAGCCACUUCCCCGUGGGCGUGUGGCGCGAGGGCUGGCGCGAGACGGCGCUGCGCGACACGCCGAUGAGGCUGAUGAUACCGCCGCUGCUACUGCAGCUUAUCAGGACCGUCGGGGCGUGGACCGGGCGGGAUAUCACGAGGGAGCGGUCGAUCCGCGAGGGGCGGGAGGAGAGGAGGGCAGAGGAGAGCGGGGAUCGCGAGGCGUUUGAGAUGAGGGAGGUCGACGGCAGCGGUGGUGAUGGUGGCGGCGGGCUGUUGGAUGAGGAAAGACGCCGUGAGGGAUAUGGUGCGUGUUAGAUGCCGGUUCUAGGGAAGGACCCGGCCUCGGCCUGGUUAUGUGAACCGAUUCCUAGUUUCGCGGCUGUGCCUUGGAGGGAUAACAUACACGGCC